Molecule: messenger RNA, 2213 nt
Organism: Macaca mulatta (Rhesus monkey)
Lineage: Eukaryota; Metazoa; Chordata; Mammalia; Primates; Cercopithecidae
Gene: TSPAN6
Product: tetraspanin 6
Cellular component (GO): plasma membrane
Source: RefSeq, a predicted model, not a curated record
UAUGUCCUAGGGUACUGAGGACAGUAUAAAAGGGGACACAGGGGCCCUGCCACACUAGCUCUUCAGUAGUUUCUGAACAUCUAGACGGUAGGAUGUAGAAUAGGGCACCAGGGGCCAGGGAGGCCCAAUCUCAGAGCGCUGCGGGCUCUGCUGGUGAUAUAAACAAUAUGGUGAAGUUAUAAGGAGAGGGGAGGGGUGGGGGGGGACGGGAAAGAUUCCUUAGGAUAGAAAAAAAAAUGAAGAAAGCUCCACUAGAAGACCUACGAAAUUUCCGACACUAGAACCUUUGUAUAUAGUUCUCGGUAACCUUCGGCAGGGGGCGCUUGGAAAUUGUUGCCACUUUCCGGACAGCCUCCCGUACUUUACCCUCUAGAAAAUUGUACAGUGUUUCCGGCCCUUCUCAGUUGUGGACGCUCGUAAGUUUUCGGCAGUUUCCGGGGAGACUCGGGGACUCCGCGUCUCGCUCUCUGUGUUCCGAUCGCCCGGUGCGGUGGUGCAGGGUCUCGGGAUAGUCAUGGCGUCCCCAUCUCGGAGACUGCAGACUAAACCAGUCAUUACUUGUUUCAAGAGCGUCCUACUAAUCUACACUUUUAUUUUCUGGAUCACUGGCGUUAUCCUUCUUGCAGUUGGCAUUUGGGGCAAGGUGAGCCUGGAGAAUUACUUUUCUCUUUUAAAUGAGAAGGCCACCAAUGUCCCCUUCGUGCUCAUUGGUACUGGUACCGUCAUUAUUCUUUUGGGCACCUUUGGUUGUUUUGCUACCUGCCGAGCUUCUGCGUGGAUGCUAAAACUGUAUGCAAUGUUUCUGACUCUCAUUUUUUUGGUCGAACUGGUCGCUGCCAUCGUAGGAUUUGUUUUCAGACAUGAGAUUAAGAACAGCUUUAAGAAUAAUUAUGAGAAGGCUUUGAAGCAGUAUAACUCUACAGGAGAUUAUAGAAGCCAUGCAGUAGACAAGAUCCAAAGUACGUUACAUUGUUGUGGUGUCACCGAUUAUACAGAUUGGACAAAUACUAAUUAUUACUCAGAAAAAGGAUUUCCUAAGAGUUGCUGUAAACGUGAAGAUUGUACUCCACAGAGAGAUGCAGACAAAGUAAACAAUGAAGGUUGUUUUAUAAAGGUGAUGACCAUUAUAGAGUCAGAAAUGGGAGUCGUUGCAGGAAUUUCCUUUGGAGUUGCUUGCUUCCAACUGAUUGGAAUCUUUCUCGCCUACUGCCUCUCUCGUGCCAUAACAAAUAACCAGUAUGAGAUAGUGUAACCCAAUGUAUCUGCGGGCCUAUUCCUCUCUACCUUUAAGGACAUUUAGGUUCCCCCCGUGAAUUAGAAAUUGCCUGGUUGGAGAACUGACGACACUACUUACUGAUAGAUCAAAAAACUACACCAGUAGGUUGAUUCAAUCAAGAUGUAUGUAGACCGAAAACUACACCAAUAGGCUGAUUCAAUCAAGAUUUGUGCUCGCAAUAGGCUGAUUCAAUCAAGAUGUGUGUUUGCUAUGUUCUAAGUCCACCUUCUGUCCCAUUCGUGUUAGAUCGUUGAAACCCUGUAUCCCUUUGAAACACUGGAAGAGCUAGUAAAUUGUAAAUGAAGUAAUUCUGUGUUCCUCUUGACUGUUAUUUUUCUUAGUGGGGGGCCUUUGGAAGGCACUGUGAAUUUGCUAUUUUGAUGUAGUGUUACAAGAUGGAAAAUUGAUUCCUCUGACUUUGCUAUUGAUGUAGUGUGAUAGAAAAUUGACCUCUCUGAACUGGCUCCUUCCCAGUCAAGGUUAUCUGGUUUGAUUGUAUAAUUCGCACCAAGAAGUUAAAAUGUUUUAUUACUCUCUGUUCUGAUGACAGGCAGAGAGUCACAUUGUGUGAUUUAAUUUCAGUCAGUCAAUAGAUGGCAUCCCUCAUCAAGGUGCCAGAUGGUGAUAACAGUAAGGGACUACUGAUGUUCUGUGAUACAUCAGGUUUCAGCACACAACUUACAUUUCUUUGCCUCCAAAUUGAGGCAUUUAUUAUGAUGUUCAUAGGUUCCCUCUUGUUUGAAAGUUUCUAAUUAUUAAAUGGUGUCGGAAUUAUUGUAUUUUCCUUAGGAUUUCAGUGGAACUUAUCUUCAUUAAAUUUAGCUGGUACCAGGUUGAUAUGACUUGUUAAUAUUAUGGUCAACUUUAAGUCUUAGUUUUCGUUUGUGCCUUUGAUUAAUAUCGCUUUUAUACAAUAAAUACUGUUUUCCUCUAAAAA